Aspergillus terreus NIH2624 is the source of this 1443-nucleotide messenger RNA. RefSeq lists its product as uncharacterized. Gene Ontology annotation, molecular function: hydrolase activity, acting on carbon-nitrogen (but not peptide) bonds. The transcript has a single exon. Bases 1 to 1443 code for a protein of 480 amino acids. The record is from RefSeq and is a predicted model, not a curated record. NCBI's taxonomy places the organism in Eukaryota, Fungi, Ascomycota, Eurotiomycetes, Eurotiales, Aspergillaceae.
AUGGAACCUCACAAGGCAACAGUCCACGCAGCCAAAAUCGACAGAAUGAAGAUCCUUAUCAAAAAUGCUACCAUUUUGACCAUGGACCCUUCCUUGGGCAAUUUAGCCAACCAUGAUAUCUUGCUCGAUGGGGUGGUCAUCUCCCAGAUAUCCCCCCAUAUUGAUCCUCCCGAUGAUGCUGAAGUUAUCGAUGCGUCAGACUGCAUCAUAACUCCCGGGUUCGUCAACUGCCACCAUCACAUGUGGCAGCAGAUCUUGCGGACCAUCGCCACUGACUGGUCCCUGUUUGAUUAUGUUGUUGAGAUGCGGUCCAUAUACGGCAGCUUGUUCAGCGCCGACGACGUCUACUUCUCAAUGUACGCUGCUGCGCUUGACCUGCUAAAUCACGGGGUUACCACUGUCCUGGAUCAUUGUCACAUUAUCAACUCCCCUAAGCAUGCGGAUGCGGCGGUCAAAGCUCUCAAGGAGGCAGGUAUCCGCGGGACAUGGUGUUACGGAUUCGAUGAGAACCCACCCCCGCCGCCGAGUCUUGAGGUCGACGAUGAGAGACCGAGGGAUUUCACCUUCGAGCAGCGUAAACUGGAUGCAGCUCGCGUACGUGCCGAGCACUUCAAGGACAACAACCCAGAGCGCAAUGUUCUCACAUUCGGUAUUGCCCCUGAUGAGCCGGAGGCUGUGCCGAUUGAGAAAACAAUCGAACAAAUCGUGCUGGCACGGGAUCUCGAAGCCCGUCGGAUCACUAUGCAUGUGGCCCACGGCCACUAUGACAUUGCGCACCGCCAGAUCGUCCAACAGCUUCACGAUAAGGCGAUGCUGAUGCCAGAUCUAGUCUUUAGUCAUGGAGCUUACUUCACUAAUAACGAGCUGGAGGCGAUUCGCGUCUCAGGCGCAGGCAUUGUCGCAACUCCCGAUACCGAAACCCAAAUGGGGAUGGGGCAUCCCGUGUUGUUCCGGGCAGAUAAUGCGGGAUGCAAGACAAGCUUGGGAAUCGACAUCACCUCCAACCAGGGAAAUGACAUGGUGAUGCAAAUGAGGCUGGCACUACAAGUACAGCGAGAGCAGGAUAACCGCAUGUCCUCGAUCCCAAUCGUGAUUCGGAGGAAAACAUUAGAGGUGCUCCGCAUGGCCACUAUGGGGGGAGCAGAAGUGAUGCAGCCCGGAAAAAAGGCGGACUUGGUCAUCUUCCGAUGCGAUGAUAUCAGCACCGUUCCGAUUAUCAACCCGGUCGGUACUGUCGUGUUCAACACCUCGCCGAAGAACAUCGACACCGUGAUUGUCAACGGCAAAAUUGCCAAGCGGUACGGGAAAUUGAUCGGGGUUGACUUGCCUUCACUUCUCCAUGAAUUGAAGGUCCGAUCAGCAAAGAUCGUAAAGAUGGGGGCCAGUAUAGAUAGGAAGGGAUUUGAGGCACAAUGGAAGCAGGCCUUCCGCAUGUGUUGCUAA